CCAUGUCCUUUUCAAUAUGCACAUGUUGGUAGUCCGCUUUCUUCUUUUUUCCUUAAGAGUUUUGUACAGAAUAAGGUAGCGUAGCUAGAUUAGCUGUGGCCCCUGAAAUAGUAGCUCAAGAAGCACUCCUUCUUCUCCCGAGUGUGAAAACAGAGUCAUCUAGCUCCCGCCACGUUGACGAUAUACCUAACUGGCUUACUAGUUUGAUUAGCUGGUUAACUUUUACACUCGGGAGAUAGAAGUGCUUUGUUUGCGCAGUUUCAUUUUUCCAGAGAAGGAUUUUGUUUUGUUUUUAAUACCGUGGAAACGGCCUGAAUAAUAUUGGAUGUGAUGUCAAGCUCGCCGCUGUCCAAGAAGCGACGCUUGUCAGGAUCAGAGACGACAGGAUCCCACUGCUCCUCCAACUCAGUCAGAAGCGAACUGUCCCACAUCCCUACCAACGGCAUGGCUAAGAAUGGUAACGAAGCUGAGAUCGAUGAAGGCCUGUACUCUCGGCAGCUCUAUGUACUGGGCCAUGAUGCUAUGAAGCGCAUGCAGAGCUCUAACGUGCUCAUCUCAGGGCUCAGAGGGCUGGGUGUAGAGAUUGCCAAGAAUGUCAUUCUUGGUGGAGUCAAGAGUGUCACGCUGCAUGACCAAGGCUCUGCUGAGUGGCGGGAUCUCUCCUCCCAGUUUUACUUGCGUGAAGAAGACUUGGGAAGGAACCGUGCUGAAGUCAGUCAGCCCCGUUUGGCAGAGCUGAACAGCUACGUCCCUGUGACUGCCUAUACGGGGGCUUUAACAGAGGAGUACCUUACUGAGUUCCAGGUAGUCAUACUGACAGACUCUAACCUUGAGGAGCAGCUGCGUCUCGGGGACCUGUGCCACAGCAAGGGUAUCAAGCUCAUUAUCGCAGAUACGCGUGGCCUGUUUGGUCAGUUGUUUUGUGACUUUGGGGAGGAAAUGAUAGUUUAUGACACCAAUGGAGAGCAGCCGCUCAGUGCCAUGAUCUCAAUGAUCACCAAGGACAGUCAAGGGUUGGUGACAUGUCUGGACGAAGCACGACAUGGCUUUGAGACUGGUGACUAUGUCACCUUCACAGAGGUGCAGGGCAUGACGGAACUCAAUGGUUGCCAGCCCAUAGAGAUCAAAGUUCUUGGCCCUUACACUUUUAGCAUUUGUGAUACAAGCUCCUUCUCUGAAUACAUAAGAGGUGGAAUUGUUUCUCAGGUCAAGAUGCCUAAAAAAAUAGCCUUUAAAUCGCUGUCAGCUUCAAUGGCUGAGCCAGAGUUUGUCCUGACGGACUUUGCAAAGUUUGAUCGCCCCGGUCAAUUGCACGUGGGCUUUCAAGCUUUGCAUGCCUUUGAGAAGAAACACAAGCGUCAGCCAAAGCCUUGGAACCAGUCAGAUGCUGAUGAGCUGGUUUCCAUUGCAAAUGAUGUGAACGCCAACCAGGCUGGUAGUGCCAAGGUGGAACAGCUAGAUGAGGAGCUUCUGAAGAAGCUGACCUAUGUGGCAGCAGGUGACCUGGCCCCUCUCAAUGCCUUCAUUGGAGGACUUGCUGCCCAAGAGGUUAUGAAGGCUUGCACAGGCAAGUUCAUGCCCAUCCGACAGUGGCUCUACUUUGAUGCCAUUGAGUGUCUGCCUGAAACUGAAGGUGCUUUGCUUACUGAGGAGGAUUGUGCUCCGAGGAACUGUCGCUAUGAUGGACAGAUAUCUGUGUUUGGAUGCAAGCUGCAGGACGAGUUGGCCAAGCAGCGAUAUUUCCUGGUGGGAGCAGGUGCAAUUGGAUGUGAGCUGCUGAAGAAUUUUGCCAUGAUGGGCUUGGCCUGUGGAGAUGGGGAGGUCAUUGUCACAGACAUGGACACUAUUGAGAAAUCCAAUCUCAACCGACAGUUCCUCUUCCGACCCUGGGAUGUCACGAAGAUGAAAAGUGAGACAGCAGCCUCUGCAGUGAAGCAGAUGAACCCAUCCAUCCGCAUCACGGGUCAUCAGAACAGAGUUGGACCUGAUACAGAGAAGAUCUACGAUGAUGAGUUCUUUGAGGGCCUUCAUGGUGUAGCCAAUGCUCUGGACAACGUUGAUGCCCGUAUGUAUAUGGACCGAAGAUGUGUGUAUUACCGCAAACCACUCCUGGAGUCUGGCACAUUGGGCACCAAGGGAAAUGUGCAGGUGGUCAUCCCUUUCCUCACAGAGUCCUACAGCUCCAGCCAAGACCCCCCUGAGAAGUCCAUCCCCAUCUGCACACUCAAGAAUUUCCCCAAUGCCAUCGAGCAUACCUUGCAGUGGGCUCGUGAUGAGUUUGAGGGUCUGUUUAAGCAGCCAGCUGAGAAUGCAAUGCAGUACUUGACAGAUCCGAAGUUCAUGGAACGCACGCUGAAGCUGCCAGGGGCUCAACCGUUGGAGGUGCUGGAGGCUGUAUAUAGGAGCCUAGUGACAGACCGCCCCAGCAGCCGGAAGGACUGUGUAGCCUGGGCACGCAACCACUGGCAGGUCCAGUACAGCAACAACAUCCGCCAGCUGUUGCACAACUUCCCUCCAGACCAGCUCACCAGCUCUGGGGCUCCCUUUUGGUCUGGACCAAAGAGGUGUCCUCAUCCUCUAGAGUUCAGCACUAGUAAUGAGUUGCAUAUGGAUUACAUCAUGGCUGCAGCCAAUCUGUUUGCACAGACUUAUGGUUUGGCUGGCUCUACAGAUCGUGCAGCUGUGAUCCGGCUGCUCCAGGAUGUUAAAGUGCCCGUCUUCACACCUAAAUCGGGAGUUAAAAUCCAUGUCUCCGACCAGGAGCUACAGAAUGCUAAUGCUUCUGUGGAUGACUCCAGGCUGGAAGAGCUGAAAUCCUUGCUCCCCACCCCAGAUGUGUCAUCUGAGUUCAAACUGUUCCCUGUUGACUUUGAAAAGGAUGAUGACUCAAAUUUUCAUAUGGACUUCAUCGUAGCAGCUUCCAACCUCAGAGCAGAGAACUAUGACAUCCCCCCUGCAGACAGGCACAAGAGUAAACUUAUAGCUGGCAAGAUUAUCCCGGCCAUUGCCACAACAACAGCAGCAGUGGUGGGUCUGGUGUGCCUGGAGCUUUUGAAAAUUGUGCAAGGACACCGUCGACUGGAGUCCUAUAAGAACGGUUUCAUGAAUCUGGCCUUGCCCUUCUUUGCCUUCUCAGAGCCAAUUGCAGCACCACGUCAUAAGUACUAUGAAAAUGAAUGGACACUUUGGGAUCGCUUUGAAGUGAAAGGUGUACAACCCAACGGAGAGGAGAUGACUCUCAGGCAGUUCCUCGACUACUUCAAGAAUGAACACAAGUUGGAGAUCACAAUGUUAUCCCAAGGCGUGUCCAUGCUGUACUCCUUCUUCAUGCCAGCCGCUAAACUGAAAGAGAGACUUGAUCUGCCGAUGACGGAGAUUGUGACAAAGGUUUCCAAGAAGAAGCUGGGAAAGCACGUUCGAGCUCUGGUGUUUGAACUGUGUUGCAAUGAUGAGACCGAUGAAGAUGUCGAGGUCCCAUACGUCAGAUACACCAUCCACUGAAAGAUGGA
Messenger RNA from Scleropages formosus (Asian bonytongue), 3509 nucleotides. RefSeq names its product ubiquitin-like modifier activating enzyme 1 (gene uba1). Gene Ontology annotation, molecular function: ubiquitin activating enzyme activity. Gene Ontology annotation, cellular component: nucleus; cytoplasm. NCBI's taxonomy places the organism in Eukaryota, Metazoa, Chordata, Actinopteri, Osteoglossiformes, Osteoglossidae. The coding region runs from base 331 to 3501 and encodes 1056 amino acids. The transcript has 26 exons. The record is from RefSeq and is a predicted model, not a curated record. Gene Ontology annotation, biological process: protein ubiquitination; ubiquitin-dependent protein catabolic process; DNA damage response.